GGACGACUGUUUCACAGGACACUGAGGGUUGCAUGCAUCAGUGCCAAGAAAUUGCAUUACGUGGGAGACUUCUGCUAAGGAGACACAGAGACAUUUCUGGAGGAUGGCAGCUGAGCAAGGACGCACACAGUGGAACGGACGCAGUGACGCCACGGCCAGAGAACCACGCUCCUCUCCCUGCUCCAGCCUGAAGAUGUUUCUGGUGGCUUUGUCCUUUGCCUAUUUUGCAAAGGCUCUGUCGGGGAGCUACAUGAAGAGCACAAUAACUCAGCUGGAGAGGCGCUUUGACAUCCCUAGUUACCUAAUAGGUGUCAUUGACGGGAGCUUCGAGAUAGGUAACCUGAUGGUGAUAGCUUUCGUCAGUUACUUUGGGGCCAAGCUCCACCGGCCAAAGAUCAUUGCCGUGGGUUGUGUACUGAUGUCCAUCGGCACCUUCAUCAUCGCUCUGCCUCACUUCAUCAUUGGUCGCUAUGAAUUUGAAACAUCGGUGCGGUGGGUCGUGAACUCAACAAUGAACCCCUCUCCGUGUACGAUGGGCUCACCAGCAGACCUGACCCAAGGUGGUAAACUGCCUGAAGUGCCAGCCACAGGUUGUGAAGGCGAGUCCAACCUGUCCAUGUGGAUCUAUGUGCUUCUGGGAAAUGUCUUGCGGGGGAUCGGAGAGACGCCUGUGCAGCCGCUUGGGAUCUCCUAUAUAGAUGAUUUUGCUACUGAGGAGAAUGCCGCGCUAUACGUUGGCUGCGUGCAGACCAUCUCAGUGGUUGGCCCUGUGUUUGGCUACCUACUGGGCUCCCUUUGUGCCAAAAUCUAUGUGGACAUUGGAUUUGUAAAAAUGGAAACUAUCACCAUCACCCCAGCAGAUGCUCGCUGGGUGGGCGCCUGGUGGCUGGGCUACCUCAUAGCUGGGGUCAUCACCCUGCUGUCUGCCAUCCCGUUCUGGUUUCUGCCCCGCUCCCUGCCCAUGUCCGGGCCCCGGGGCCCAGAAAAGUGCACACCAGAGCAGACAAGUUUCAUUAAAGACUCUCCUCUUCUGAAGCACAAGUAUCCUGCAGACGACAAUACGAGUUUCAUAGAGAUGGCCAAAGACUUUAUUCCGACCCUGCGGACUUUGCUGGGACACCCCGUGUAUUUGAUCUACCUGUGUGUGACGAUCAUCCAGCUGAACUCCCUCAUUGGCAUGGUCACCUACAAGCCCAAGUACAUCGAGCAGCACUUCAGGCAGUCCGCCUCGAAGGCCAACUUUCUGAUGGGUGUGAUCAAUAUCCCAGCUGUGGCCCUGGGUAUGUUUUCUGGAGGUCUACUGAUGAAGAGGUUGAAGCUAAACAUCAUGGGAGCGGCCAAGUUUGCCUUUGGCACGUCACUGAUCGGCUACAUCCUGUCACUGUUGUUCUUCGCAAUGAGCUGCGAGAACGCCAAGGUAGCCGGGGUGACGCUUUCCUAUGAGAGCGUGGAGACGAUAUCUUAUGAUAAACACUCAGUGUUCACGGCCUGCAACUCAGACUGUUUUUGCUCGGCGAGUGACUGGGACCCUGUCUGCGGAGAGGACGGCAUCACGUAUGUUUCUCCCUGUCUUGCUGGCUGCACCAGCUCUGCCGGCACGGGAAAAAACACAGUCUUCUCCAAUUGUACCUGUGUCGGUGUGGCUGGUAACUUUACGGCCAGCACGGGUCAGUGCCCCCACACGGACGACUGUGACAGGAUGUUCCCGUACUUCCUGGCUCUCUCUGUCAUCACUUCCUUUAUAAUCUCCCUUGGGGGGACACCGGGCUACAUGCUUCUCAUCAGGUGCAUUAAACCACAGCUGAAGUCUCUGGCCUUGGGUUUCCAUGCUCUGGCGACUCGUACACUUGCGGGGAUCCCAGCACCCAUCUACUUCGGAGCAAUCAUCGACACCACAUGUCUAAAAUGGGGUCAGAAGAGGUGUGGGGGCAUAGGAGCCUGUCGAAUCUACAACACCACUGCCUACAGGAUAGCAUAUCUGGGUCUGACUCUGAGCCUGCGGACUAUCUCAUUCAUCAUUUGCAUCCCGGGCUUCAUUCUGCUCAGUCGACAGCUGAAGAAGGAGGAAAGAAAUGGCAUCCAUGGAGCUCUGGCCAACGGCGGGACAGAGCUGGAGGCGCUCAGGAAGGAAGAGUUUGUGAUCUCUAAUUCUGACCAAUCACAGCAAACCUCAGACAGCAGCACAGACAGGGAGACGCGGCUGUGACAGCAGAACUGACCUUCCUCGUUUCCCACACACACACAGACACACAGACACACACACACACAGACACACAGACACACAGACACACACACACACACACACACACACACGAGAUUUGCAGGGAAUCACAUGUUGUAGCCGAUCAUCUCACAUAAAGCAUAAAAUCUAUAUUUGUACUACUGGACCUGUGAAGGCUUUGUGAAUUUGACAGAAAUUUGAUAUAACUGAAAUAUUUCUUGAAUGUACAUGCUGUUUUUUUCCUUAUAAAGAAAAGUAUAAGAGGAUUUUUCUUUUUUAAUGGUGGCACAAGAGAUUAGACAGGAAAUGUGACUUGUACAGACUGCUACAAAGAAACAGAGUAAUUCUGAAAACCAGCACUUAGGAAGCUUUUUUCUUUCUAAAUUAGUUUUUCUUCCUGACAUCCCUGUUCCCGAACAGAAGAGGAGAAGUGGCCUUAUUAACCAGAGGCACUAAACUUAAACAAAAAUAUAAGGACGAGGAAAGUAAGGCCUUCGAACGGACAGAAAGGGAGGAUGUUCCUUUUCAGAAUUCUAAAUAGAGAAGAAAACUGUCGUGGAAGUAUGUGUCCCAACAUGUAUUUCAGUAACUCUUAGAAGGCUUAGCAGUUGUUGAUUUGAUAUGUGCCUCAUUCACUCAACAGUUACCUCUAAAUCACACGUGUCAUCUGUCUUGCUGAUGGUGGAGAGGAAUUUUGUAACAUUUUGAACAGAUAUUUGAACUCUACUUUAUUUUUACGGUUAGAUUUCAGACUGAAUGUACAUCUUUGCACUCAUUUAGAAAAACAAAUGCUUCAUUUCUGACUCUUUAAAAUUUUGUCUUUCACUUUAAGCCCAAAGUCAGGUCUGAUUGUAUCGCAGUUUGUGUUGUGUGCUUUAGGUGUCAGCUUGUUCCUUUGGCAUUCAUACUCACUAAAAAUGGAAAAUGUCUUUUAGUGGGAUCUGCUUACCUCUUUGUCUGGUGCUGCUUGGAUUUCAAUAUGGAUGUCGUCCAUAAGUGGGCAGGACCAUAUGUUUAUGGUUGUGUUUGAGCUCUGCCUUCAGGUUUCCAGCCAUUGUCAUACCCUAUGUGUUAUUGAUCAGUCUCUUUAAGGUUCCGUUUUUUUUUUUCCCUGUAUU
This is a messenger RNA of Chelmon rostratus (copperband butterflyfish), 3339 nucleotides long. RefSeq names its product solute carrier organic anion transporter family member 1C1-like. The coding region runs from base 104 to 2206 and encodes 700 amino acids. The record is from RefSeq and is a predicted model, not a curated record. Lineage: Eukaryota; Metazoa; Chordata; Actinopteri; Chaetodontiformes; Chaetodontidae. The transcript is spliced from 15 exons. Gene Ontology annotation, biological process: sodium-independent organic anion transport; transmembrane transport. Gene Ontology annotation, molecular function: protein binding. Gene Ontology annotation, cellular component: membrane.